Molecule: messenger RNA, 1518 nt
Organism: Rotaria sp. Silwood1
Lineage: Eukaryota; Metazoa; Rotifera; Eurotatoria; Philodinida; Philodinidae
Source: the annotation of a GenBank genome assembly
AUGUUGAUGUUAUCAUUUAUUCUUUUGUGUAUUGUUGUAUUUCUCAUUAGUUAUUUAAUCUAUAAUCGUUUUUGUUAUUUUGCUAAUCGUUCGAUACCUAGUCCACCUAUUCCAUCAAUAAUAUUUGGUCAUUUAUCUGAUUUAUGGUCAGCUCAUUCAUAUUCUGAACAACUUCAUAAAUGGACACAUAAAUAUGGUUCGAUUUAUGGAAUAUUUGAAGGUAUUCAUCCUGUUUAUGUUAUAUCUGAUGUUAAAAUUAUUCAAGAAAUAUUUGUAACACAAUUUCAUCGUUUUUAUGGUCGACGUACACAAUUAUCAAAUCGAAUAUUAGGUCAAGAACGUCUUCAUGUUUUUGCAACUAAUUCAAAUGAUCAAUGGAAAAGACAAAGAACUAUAUUAAAUCCAGCAUUUAGUAUAUCAAAAAUGAAACGAAUAAUACCAAUUAUGGAUUCAUCUAUUGAUGUUUUUAUAGAAAAAUUAUCAUUGAAAAACAAUGAAAAAAUUAUUAAUAUUCUAGAUUUUUAUAAACGAUUAACAAUGGAUAUUAUUUGUCGAUGUGCAUUUGGUAUCGAUACAAAAAUACAAUAUGAUAUUGAUAAUAAAAAUAUUUAUAUGAAAAAAGUUCAAGAAGUUUUAGAAAAAGAUUUUGAACGUUCAUUUUUAGCACGAAUACAUCGUAUUAUGCCUUUUUCUUUCUUAGCCAAUAUAUGUUCAAUUCUAUUUCGUCUUCAACAUAUUUUUAAAUAUGAAAAAUCUUCAUUUCCAGCUAAUUUUUGGCUUAUUAAUCAUAUGGAUCAAUUUAUUCAACAAAGAUUUGUUCAAACUAAUUAUCAAGAAUCAACAAAUGAUCUUCUUCAAUUAAUGAUUGAUGCUGUUCAAUCAGAUACAAAUAAAUUAUCUUCAUAUGAAUUAUUAAGUAAUGCAUAUUUAAUGUUAGCAGCUGGUUUUGAAACAACAUCAACAGCAUUAGGUUAUUGUACUUAUCGUUUAGCAAUUCAUCAAAAUAUACAAGAAAAACUUUAUCAAGAAAUAGUCAAAUAUAAUUCAUCAGAUAUUAAUUCUUAUGAAAUACUAGUCAAUAAAUUAAUUUAUUUGGAUAUGUUUGUUCAUGAAGUAUUACGUAUGCAUCCAAUUGCUAUUCAACCUGUUCAUCGUCAAUGUAUGGAAGAUACUUAUAUUGAUAAAUAUUAUAUCAAAAAAGGUACAUUAAUUCAAGUUGAUGUUCUUUCUAUUCAUUAUGAUAGUGAAUAUUGGGGACCUGAACCUGUUCAUGAAUUUUGUCCUGAACGUCAUACUCGUAAACGAAAUUCGCUUGCUUUUAUGCCAUUUGGUGGUGGACCAAGAACAUGUCUUGGAAUGAGAUUUGCCUUUUUGGAAAUUAAAUUAUGUUUGGUUCGAUUGAUCAAUGAAUAUCGUAUUCUUCCAACGGAUGAUAUUGAACAAAAAUUAAAUAUAACUGAGCAGUUUGUUGUUGCACCUGAACAUGUUUAUGUUAAACUUGAAAAACGAUCCAUAUAA